Molecule: messenger RNA, 694 nt
Organism: Canariomyces notabilis
Lineage: Eukaryota; Fungi; Ascomycota; Sordariomycetes; Sordariales; Chaetomiaceae
Exons: 2
Coding region: 99-305 (68 amino acids)
Source: RefSeq, a predicted model, not a curated record
GGGUAAUAUCAUCCAUCUCAUCUCAUCCUGUCUCCAACACCACAACACAGACUCAACGCACCUCGAGCAAAAUCAAGUUCACACACUCAUCAUCGAUCAUGUCCCUCAUACAAGCCUACCGCAACCUCUCCUCCAGAACCAGAAUUGGUCUCGGAAUCGGCCUCCUCAUCUGGGGCUUUGCCGGGCUACAACUGACGCCCGUGGUAGAGGAGAAGCUCGGGCUGACGCCAACCGAGGCCGACAAGGCCGCCUUAGAGCGGAUGACGCCCAAGAUCCGCGUCGUUCCGAGGGACGAGAAGUCAUGACCACAAAUUUCAUGAGGAUCAUCAUCUUUACCAUGUAUAAAAUCAUGUAUUAGUACGCCACCUGGGAACAGAGGGAGGAAUCAGGCACACAUGCCCUCUUUACUCGCUCAUCCCUAGGGUUCGGCAAGAAAUUGGACAGCAAUAUCUGAGGAAUGGCGUUAUCUGGGAUAGCAGCCAUUUCGCUUUUCGGGAGGGAAGGGAGGGAGAGGCUCUCCAAGCAGGAUGCAGCUUUAAGGUGGGAAGCAAGCAUACGGUCGAUUCAGAGGAAGAACGGCAACCUGAUAGCUAGGGGAUCUGCUUUUAUUUCACUACCUUCACCCUCUAGGUGGCAACGCCCGUACAAACUCUAACGUAUGUAAUGUCUGACAAUUGAUGUACAUUCUCCGACC